This is a messenger RNA of Phaeodactylum tricornutum CCAP 1055/1, 855 nucleotides long. RefSeq lists its product with no specific name. Gene Ontology annotation, biological process: endoplasmic reticulum calcium ion homeostasis. The record is from RefSeq and is a predicted model, not a curated record. Gene Ontology annotation, molecular function: calcium channel activity. Bases 101 to 784 code for a protein of 227 amino acids. The transcript has a single exon. Gene Ontology annotation, cellular component: endoplasmic reticulum membrane; cytoplasm. NCBI's taxonomy places the organism in Eukaryota, Bacillariophyta, Bacillariophyceae, Surirellales, Neidiaceae.
GCAACCAAGCUCGGAUUGAAGAUACUCGCAGGCACACAUCACUUGUGGCAUUCACCACGUUCCGAAAGUACUUUGCAGUAUUGAGCAAAAGUUUUCCAUUAUGACAGCCGCGGAUAUAUCUCGGAUUGCUAUAACCGUGGGGACGGUGCAGCUCUUUUGCGAUUUGCUCGCGUAUUGGCGAAUCUAUAGCAAAGAUCCGUAUGAGCGCGCUGUCGAUGCCCUGUCUCGAGCCAAGUGGAAGCGUGACAAAGCAUCCGAGGAGUCGGUGCAGCUAGAAAAAGAAGGCUCGGGAGGUGCAGCUGCGUCGAGCAACAAGAAAGCGAGUAAAUCGGAUCGACAAGCCAAGAAAUUGCAGCGAGCGGAGGACGACUAUGGCAAUGCUAAGGCGAAUGUCGCCCGAAGACACACCCUACCCGGUUUUUUUACUUCAUUCUUGUUUAUUGUCAUGCUGCGAAUUUUGGGCUUAGAAUAUAAGGGAAAUAUUGUUGGAGUGCUGCCGUUCGCUCCAUUCUCGGUUCUGAGCCGAGUGACUUCGCGCAGCUUGGCGUUUACCACAUCGCAAUUCGAAUCAGAUGACGAGAAAGUGACGGAUGUGAGCCAGGCAUGUGCAUUCAUGUUCAUCUACUUUCUGUGCACCAUGAGUGUAAAAUACUACAUUUCGCAUUUCUUUGGCACUCAGCCGCCCCACGGUGCUGAGGGCUUAAUGGCGAUUGCCCAAAGUCCCAUGGGUCAAAAGAUAUUGCGAUCGGCUGGCAUUGAUCCGGAUGAACUAAAGAUGGAUUGAGCGCAAAUAAUGGCAUACGAGCAGAGAAGUCUCUUUAGCGAGAUUAAUGUUCUAAAUCAAUUUACCAUUUC